Charadrius vociferus (killdeer) is the source of this 1686-nucleotide messenger RNA. It is a transcript of the gene RAB27A, whose product is annotated as RAB27A, member RAS oncogene family. The coding region runs from base 146 to 811 and encodes 221 amino acids. Lineage: Eukaryota; Metazoa; Chordata; Aves; Charadriiformes; Charadriidae. The transcript has 6 exons. Gene Ontology annotation, molecular function: GTP binding; GTPase activity. Gene Ontology annotation, cellular component: secretory granule; melanosome. Gene Ontology annotation, biological process: positive regulation of exocytosis; melanosome transport. The record is from RefSeq and is a predicted model, not a curated record.
CCUGUAGAUGAGAAACAGCUCUUUUUGCAUGACUAUGGUAUUCAAGAGAUCUGAACUGUGUCAGGGGACUCGUCACUGAAGUACCUUUGGAAAACUACAGAUCCAUUUGCAGCUGUUUAGCAUAGGUGUCUCCUGAACUCUCACUAUGUCUGAUGGGGACUAUGAUUACCUCAUAAAAUUUCUAGCACUCGGUGAUUCUGGAGUAGGAAAGACCAGCCUUCUUUACCAAUAUACAGAUGGCAAAUUCAAUUCCAAAUUUAUCACAACGGUGGGCAUUGAUUUUCGGGAAAAGAGAGUGGUGUAUAGACCCAAUGGGCCAGAUGGCGUUGGUGGCAGAGGACAGAGGAUACAUCUUCAACUCUGGGAUACUGCAGGGCAGGAGAGGUUUCGUAGCUUGACAACGGCUUUCUUCAGAGAUGCCAUGGGGUUUCUUCUACUCUUUGAUCUGACAAAUGAGCAAAGCUUUCUGAAUGUCAGGAACUGGAUAAGUCAGCUACAAAUGCAUGCAUAUUGUGAAAACCCUGACAUUGUAUUAUGUGGAAACAAGAGUGAUCUGGAAGACCAAAGAAUGGUGAAAGAAGAAGAGGCUAAGGAACUUGCAGAAAAAUAUGGAAUACCGUAUUUUGAAACCAGUGCAGCUAAUGGGAAUAAUGUAAGCAAAGCCAUUGAAACUCUGCUUGACCUCAUUAUGAAGCGCAUGGAACGGUGUGUGGAUAAAUCCUGGAUCCCAGAAGGCGUAGUGCGAUCCAAUGGGCACAGCUCUACAGAACAACUGAAUGAGGAGCAAGAAAAAGGCAAAUGCGGCUGUUAACUCAGUUACAAUUAAGUUUAAUAUAUAUGCUGAAGUAUAGUACAGUUGCAGCUUAACUGUUUUAACUUACGGACAAAUCACUUUGUGUAGUUAUUUGAUGAGCUAUAUUAAUUCUUGAUACUAAUUUUUGAUUUUUCCUAUCAAACAACAUUGACUUUUGCUUGCAAAGUGUGCAGUUUAUUAGUGAUGUGACGGAGGUUUCAUUUCGUGUAGCACUGGAUAUUCCUCUAAUUCUCUACUUUGGAGGGAAGGGAAGGAGAGGAAUUUUCAUUACCAAAUUUAGAAACAUCUCUGUAUGGGCAAUGAGAAAGGGUGGGCUUCUGAACUGAAGGAUUUUCAAUUGCCCUUUGAAGGCUCCAUUAACUACACAGACUAGGCAUGUAGACUGAGUAUUGUGACAGUUCUUAGUCUCUACUAACAGCAAGUGUACCAGCAUGGUUCUUGGUUUUGAACAGAAACAUUUAAUCAUUUCAUUCAUCAAUAACAAUCUUAAAGAGCAAAUGCUGUGUUUUCCACAAAAGCCUGCGAGUAGCUUUUCCUUGCUCUGUCAAACCAUCAGCUUUUAGUGAUGACAACCAAAAGAAAGCUAUUCUGUAUAGAAUAAAAAACUACAGAGAAGCACAGGGGUAUACAGCAUAUGUAGAGCACUUCAGAUAUGUCAUGAAAUUGAAAAUGUAAACUACAACUGUACUAUAUAAAAUAUAUCCAACACAGCCUACAAGACCUCCUAACACCAAUGAAAUUUCUAGAACAUGCAUAUACAUAUAUUUAUAUGUAAAUGGCGUAACUGUACAUCUGUUGUUAUGUUUCUUUUAAGUUACCACUCAUGUUGUAACAGGAAUGUAGGGCAACCUAGAUGUCAGCAGAAUUUCAUC